Messenger RNA from Pollicipes pollicipes, 2101 nucleotides. Its product is annotated as pinin. NCBI's taxonomy places the organism in Eukaryota, Metazoa, Arthropoda, Thecostraca, Pollicipedomorpha, Pollicipedidae. The transcript is spliced from 12 exons. Gene Ontology annotation, cellular component: catalytic step 2 spliceosome. The record is from RefSeq and is a predicted model, not a curated record. The coding region runs from base 119 to 2101 and encodes 660 amino acids.
GCGACGCGUGGACGGUGAUGUCUCUGCGGUUUCUGCGCGGCUUCGGUUGCGGAUACGUAAUUACUAGUUAGUACAUAUACGUUGAGCAAGGCUUGAGAAUUCCACAAACAUUACCAAGAUGACAUCCACUGAGCAGCUCGGCACAGCCCUGCAGGAAGAGUUGGACAGGGCAAAGACAAAUCUUAAGGGAGUGCAUGAGACCUUGCAAAAAUUUCUGGGCAGAGACCCAACAGAACCAAGGCCGAUCCGACGGAGAAUCUCGGCGCCCGGGACCCGGCCGGCCGAUGAGAGCAGUGGCAGGCUGUUCGCCGAGGGCCGCGGCGAGCUCGUCGGCCGGCCGUAUCCGGACUCCCGCGGCGAGCCGGGCGGUAGACCGCUGCCGGACGGCCGCGGCGAGCUCAGAGGCCGGCACUUCCCGGAGGGUCGCGGCGAGUUUGGCGGGAGGCCGUUCACAGACGGCCGCGGCGAUUUUGGUGGCAGGCCUUUCUCGGAUGGCCGCGGCCGUCGCCGGGACAGAUUUGAUGGAGAUCCUCCCAGAGGGGAUGAGAUAGGACCUCCAGCUAAACGGCGCAUUACAGAGGAAGCCAAUGGCAGGAUCGGCAUCAAGGUCAUCGGGCCCCGACUGAAGAGGGCAAGUGUCAGUGAUGAGGAGCCGGAGCCCAGGCCGUCCGUGCCAUCGCACGUGAUCCCCGGGCCACGACCGGCCGGCGCGCGCGAGCCGCCCGACCCGGCCGACGACGGCCGCUCCCGCCAGGCGGCGCUGCAGGAGCGCAAGUCCGACAAGGAGAACAUCGGCAGGAGCCGGCGCAUGUUCGGCGCCCUGCUCGGCACACUGCAGCGCUUCCGACGCGACGAGGUCAAGCAGAAGGACAAGGUGGAGAAGCGGGCCGAGAUCGAGCGGCGCCUGGAGGACGCCGCCCGGCGAGAGAAAGCCCAGCUACGCCAGCAGCGCUCGGACAUGUUCGCAGAGCGGAAGCGCAAGCAGCAAGAGGUGCGGCUCAUCGAGCUGAAGAUGGCCCGCGUCAAGGAGGAGGAAGGCUGGGAAAACCAUCACAAGCGGCUGAUGAACUUCAUCCGCACGUCGGGCAAGGGCCCGAACAUCUUCUUCCUGCCAAAGCUGCCGCACCCGAACUCAGACGCGCUUCUGGUGCGCACACAGAAGGAGCUGGCCAAAUCGAUUGAGGAGCGCCGCCGCAAGCUGCAGGACGACCUGGCGCUGUUUGACGCUCGACUGCACCGGCUGCAGGACCCGGGCGCCGCCGCCGCCGCGCCGGACGGCGGCGGCGACCAUUACGAUGACGAUCAGGAGGACGAGGACGAGGAUGAGGAGAGUGCCACCGCCGGCGUUGUCAGCUCCGUGGUUGUGCCCCGCGGAGCCGGCGCCGAACAGCAGACCUCGCAGCGGCAGGACGACGAGAACCCUCCUGAGCACGAGGAUGGUCGUCCUGAGCUUGAGGAAGACAUGGAGGAGGAUAGUCGACCUAAGCAAAGACAGGAUGUGGGUCGACGCCCGAAGUCGGAAAAAGGGGAGCGUUCUCCGGACCCUGAGAAGGAGGACAACGGCGGUCACUCCGAGUCAGAGGAACACCGAGACGAACCGAUGGAGGACGACCGUGCGGAGCGGAUGGAAGAGGCAGAUGGCGCUGAGACGACAGAGGCAGAUGGCCACCGCGGUCAGAAGGAAGGUUCCGGCGGCCGGCGGGUCGGCCCGGAGCCGGCGCGCCGCCGCUCGGCCAGAAGUCCUACCCCCGAACCGACAGCUGAAGGUGCGGUCGCCGCCGAGCCGGCAGCGCCCGGCGACGAGGCCCAGUCGACCGUCGGCGCUGACGAACCGGCGGCGGCGGCGGCGGCCGUCACCGCCGACAACGCUGAGCCGACGGACAAAGGGGCGUUUCCGGCCGGCGCCGGCGACCCGCCCGGCUCGCAGUCGGAGUUGGCAGCGACGGUCGCCACCGACGAGGCAGAAGCGGCGCCGGUGGCGAAGAAGGAGCCGGGUGCCGCGGACAAGUCGAGCGGCCGCCGGGACGGCCGAGAGACCAGCAGCCUGUGCUGCCGGCCCGGCGUCAGCGCCACUCAGCUGGUCACGUGCCGUGGUUGCUGA